UACCUGACGUUAGCACAACAGACAGCUAGCAGAUCAAAAAGCUAUUUGACAACUGAUUAAAGUAGGAUAUCUUAUGUUACAGUUAUACCCAUGGAUUAACAAUACAAGCUUUUAGAGUAGCACCUCCUAAAAACGUUAUUUUAGCUAAUUUAUCAAGUGUUUAGCUUGUGUUAUUUACAGUUAGGUUAGCUAUGUAUACAGAGCUCAACAGCAUCCUGAGCACCACUCCCGACAGCUUCACACAGGGAGAAUUUAUCUUGGUGUCAGAUAGACAGAGUGAUGCGUCUUUCCUCAUUCACCACUUCCUCUCUUUUUACCUACGAGCACGUUGCAAAGUGUGUUUCCUGGGCCUGGUGCAGUCCUUCAGUCACUACAAUGCAGUCAGUCAGAGAUUGGGUGUAAGUCUAGCACAAGCGAAGGAGAAAGGUCAGCUGAUAUUUCUCGAGGGACUCACAGAGUCAUUGUCUGUUUUGUCUCAAGAAACCAACUCAGGAAGUCAAGCCAUGGACUUCCUCAGGGAUCCUACAGUCGGCCUGCGGCGUUUGUAUGAGUUCAUCCGGUCCAGUGUCAGCAGUUCAGGCGGUGGGGAGGACGGGGCAGAGGAGUGGGGACCCCCGGUGUUGCUGGUUGACGAUGUCAGUGUACUGCUGAGUCUGGGGGUGAGCGCUGAAGCCGUGUUGGACUUCAGCCACUACUGCCGAGCCACAGUCUGCUCCCAGCUACAGGGCAACACGGUGAUGCUGGUACGUUGUGAUGGGGAGGAAGUGGUGGACGACGGAGAUGAUGAAGGCUCAGAGCGACUCCUGAAGGGCCUGACCCACCAGUGUAGCCUCACCCUUCAUGUACAGGGUCUCCCAACUGGCUACUGUAGGGACAUACACGGACAGGUGGAGGUGUGUUGGAGGAGGAGACAAGGCGAUGGACAAAACACACAGAAGAAACUCUUUCAGUACAAGGUCCAUGAUAAAGGAGCCUCCUUCUUUGCUCGAGGGACAUCCAGCGCUGUUCUCUAAUUGCAACCUUCAACAUCCUAACGUACCUUUUAACACAUGACAACUGACUGUUAUGUUUUCAUACCAAGACAAUACAAAUGUUUGUUUGUUAGCUGCCAAAGUGGUUCGCCAGCCAUAGCCAAGCUUCAUGUUUGGCUGGCUGCUAGUGUCAGUGACCCAGUCUGGACCCCAGACUCUGGAGGAAGGACAAAGUGAUCCUGCCUGCUGAUAGCCUGGUUUCAGACAUCUGAAUUGCUCCACACUGUUUUUUUUUUCAGUUCUUCAAAUAAAAGAAGUGGAUGAAUCGGUU
Messenger RNA from Seriola dumerili (greater amberjack), 1302 nucleotides. RefSeq names its product elongator acetyltransferase complex subunit 6 (gene elp6). Bases 192 to 1013 code for a protein of 273 amino acids. Gene Ontology annotation, cellular component: elongator holoenzyme complex. The record is from RefSeq and is a predicted model, not a curated record. NCBI's taxonomy places the organism in Eukaryota, Metazoa, Chordata, Actinopteri, Carangiformes, Carangidae. Gene Ontology annotation, biological process: tRNA wobble uridine modification. The transcript has 7 exons.